Hypomesus transpacificus is the source of this 826-nucleotide messenger RNA. RefSeq lists its product as uncharacterized. The transcript has 5 exons. NCBI's taxonomy places the organism in Eukaryota, Metazoa, Chordata, Actinopteri, Osmeriformes, Osmeridae. The record is from RefSeq and is a predicted model, not a curated record. The coding region runs from base 113 to 826 and encodes 237 amino acids.
GUGGCCAAGCACGUUUCCAGUGCCUUCCUUUUCAUAUGACGUAGAGUUGAGGCCUAAAAAAGCUAAUGAGGAUCUUAAAGAAAAUGGAACAGGCCUGAUUGUUCCAAGAGACAUGAAAAUGAAUAUCCUGGACCUGAAGUUUAAAAUGGCUAAUUAUCGUCAGAAACUCUGCAAUGCAGGAUGCAAUGAGAUGGUUGUGAAUACCCACUCAAGACAAGGUUCAUCUCAGGGAUCUCUCAAGCGACCCAGAAGAUCUGAACUCAACUUUCUUCCCGACCAUCCUGUUGGUUUGGAUGAACAAGAAUUGGAGAAGGAAAGGUCAUCGAUGGAGGAAGAAGUGAAAAAAAGAAAUUUGAGCUUGACUGUUUUGAAUACAAAGAUGGAGACAACAUUUUCCUUGAGGAGAAAGGAAAUUGUGCAGGAUCAGCCGCUAGUGUCAACAAUCAAGCAAAGAUGGCCUGGACAGUUUUUUGAGGAGGAGGUUUGUGCUGAAUUCUACCGCAUCAACCGUAUAGACCUGAAGUCAACAUUCCUGACAUCGUUGGACAAUCACACCCAGGGGUUUCUGAAGAUGUACAGAGCCAAAGCAAGACAGGGAAGGUGCAACGACUUGGAUGAACUUCUUGAGAAACUGGAUGCCCAGACCACAGAUCUAACCACUUUUAGAAGGUCUGCUGUUCUCCGUGGUCUUUCCCUGUGCUUGAGAGAGCCAGCAUCAAUUUCAAAGACAAUUAAGGAUACUGAGGCACUGAGACCACACACAAAGGCCAUGAAAAUGGGGAUCCUGGAAGUGACAGACAGGAUCGUUUUAGAUGUUUCCCUGUAA